Silurus meridionalis is the source of this 4718-nucleotide messenger RNA. RefSeq names its product transmembrane protein 131-like. NCBI's taxonomy places the organism in Eukaryota, Metazoa, Chordata, Actinopteri, Siluriformes, Siluridae. Gene Ontology annotation, cellular component: membrane. The record is from RefSeq and is a predicted model, not a curated record.
AUGUGUGUACGCGUUAGCCGCGCUAGCGCCGUUAGCUCAGUUAGCAUGGCGGCGCAGAGGGAGACCCAACACGGAGCGUCGGGGAUGAACGUCCUGCUCGGGUUUUUACACCUCCUGUUGCCGUUUUUACAGCUCGGAGUAGCUCAGCUCACAGCACUGAGUCACAUGUCCAGCGUUGUGGAAGUCUGGCAAGAAGAUGCAGAUUUCCUAUUUCCAUCGCAGGCAGUGGAAGAGCGGAGUCCCGAGAAUCUCCCUCAGGAGGACAGUUCCUCGUUUUACGUACGGGACACUGGGAGACCCGUCCACUUUCAACCGUCCACGCUGGACUUUGGCACUCAACCUGUAGGUGUCCCGCGAGCUGAAACCAUUUAUAUUCAUAACCCGAGUUCGGAGCUGCCGGUUACGCUGCAGUCCGUCCUCACGUCCAGCUCACAUUUUCAUAUGCCUGCCUUCCACAGACGGGUGAUCCCACCCAGAGGGAAGACAUCUUUUAAACUCAUUUUCCUCCCAAGAGAGGAGGGCAAUGUAGCAAGUUCGUUAUUUAUAAACACAUCGACCCACGGGGUGGUAACUUACCAGGUUUUUGGCGUCGGUGUAAACGCCGGCUCUGUAAAGGACGUGCCGAGAAAAGACGGCCUUCUCAUAUUUCCACAUAUACAAAGCAUUAAACUCACACAAACUCAGGAAAAUGCUUUAAAUAUUACCAUCCUGGGACUAUUAUUGGACUGCAGUCUUCCCAAAGCACUCUAUGCUCACCCACAGGGCUUGUGUUUUGGAGCAGAGGAUGAAGGACGUUUCUCUCUCCAGAUCAGUCUCUCUGAGAGAGGCGAGAGGCCGGCUUACCUGGAUAAAAUGAAGCCCUACGUGCUGGAGAACAUCAUGGUGCUGCUCGUCUUGCCUCCACCGGGGGGUGCCGCAUAUCCAAAAAUAGGGGUGUACAUGCUGAACUCAGGGGUCAAACAGCUCUUUGUCAAGGAAAUAGAGAUUUUGCCAAGGACAGACAUCUCUGUAGAUAUCAGCCACAUGCCACUAAAAGCUUCUGCCAGUAACCUCACUCAGGUGGCCACUCUGUCCUGCAGACGAUCUUUGUUGUCUCAAAGUAAAAAAUGCACGAGUCAGAUAAGUGUGCAGAUGUUGGGCAACAUCAGUGUGAACAUGUUUCCAUGGCUGGAGCACACAAACAGUGUCCUUGAUUCUACUGGCUGGUUUCAGUUCAUACAGAAGCAGAAAAGUGUGGAUCAGGUGGAAUUGUGGCUCACAAACCCUCUCCAUCUGGGCUUCACAAUCACUAACGUCUCCCUGAGCCAGCCAUUGCCUCGGCUCUUUAAGAUAGUAAACGUCAGCAAGUCAGUGGGUGCGGCAUCUGGGUCCUGGAAGCUCCUGAAGCUCCACCUCCUCAACAAAACAUUGCCUGUCAACGUAGUUGCCGUGGUAACCAUUACCACCAGCUUGGGCUUUUCGCUAGAGCUGCGUGUGCACGCGUCCUCCACAGGGUCAAAGAGAGGGGAGGUGGUGUUUGAGGGCGGCGGUGAGUGUGAGCAGCUCUGUCCUCUUCGCCUGUCCAGAACCGGACGUUUUGAAUGGCAGCAGUCUCUUCUCCCAGAAUCCUUUUCUUCCUUGUGGAAGACAGACAGCGGUUUGGCAGCGACGCUCUGCAGCCGCUGGCAGCGUAGUAAAGAGCUUUCCUGCAGAUGGCCCAGACUUCCCUCAGAGCAUGCUAGUGCUCUAGAUUUUGGAGCCACACCAGUCAAUGAGAGCAAAAUUAAAAACUUGACUCUGAAAAACCCAACCGGUUCUGUGGUUUCUGUGGAAAUCCGAACCCUUUCCUCAUACCCAGCUCCCCUUGAGGCGUUAGAUCUUCUCACCAAGUGGUUUAACAUCAGUCCUCUCUCGGUGAACAUCAGUACAGCUGAGUUCUCUCUGCUUCCAACUGGUCAGAAGUCUCGGGAGAUUCACCGAGGCGGCAGCGUGCGGCGGAUCAUCCUGCAGCCGUGGGAGACGAGGAGUGUGUCAGUUGCAUAUACACCCACUGAACACAAACCUGUCACCUCCCUGCUUCUCAUCAGGAAUAACUUGACGGUCUUUGACCUGGUGUUGAUAAAAGGAUUUGGAGCGAAGGAGCUCCUACGCGUUGGGGGGAAACUCCCCGGUCCCGGCGCGUCGCUGCGCUUUAACGUUCCCCAGUCCACCCUGAUGGAGUGCAGAGACGGUUUGCGCAAUCACCUCAGCAAGCCACUGUUCGCCAUCCAGAAGAGUUUUAAAGUGGAGAAUGCAGGCGAGCUUCCUCUGACCGUUAUGUCCAUGAACAUUAACGGCUAUAAGUGCCAGGGUUUUGGCUUCGAGGUUCUGCAGUGUCGGUCCUUCCGCAUCGACUACAACUCCUCCUCUGAGAUUACAAUAGCGUUCACGCCAGACUUCACGUCGUCGUGGGUGAUUAGAGAUUUAACGUUAAUAACAGAGCGUGGCUCUUCCUUCCCCUUCACCCUGAACGUCACCCUGCCACAUCACAUGCUCCCGCUGUGCGCUCAGGUCGUCCCCGGGCCCAGCUGGGAGGAGUCCUUCUGGGUUGUUACGCUCAUAUUCACCUGUUUCUCGCUGGCCGGAGUGUGUCUCAUGGCCUUCCACCAGGCUCAGUUCAUCCUGAGAGAGUUUUCCACUCCAACUCCACGCAGCAACCAUAACUCAAACCCCCGUGACAACAGCAGCCAUAAUGCUCCCAAUAACACCAGUAAGGGCAAAGCCAGCUGCAAAAGCUACUCCGACACAAGCCACACCUCGGAUAAAGGGAAGGGGCGGGGCUCUACGGCCUUAGCCAAUGGGACAGCUCGGUCCCAAACCUCCUCCAGGAAGAGCUCAGGAGGCUUCUCCCAGCCUCAGAAAAAACAAACACGAGUUUCGUUCCUUUACAGAUACAAAAGCAACUGUGCAGCCAACUCUAGCACUGUUAAUGCUAAUUCUAAUCCUCCAAUGGAUGAAGAGAGAGAGGAACAGACAUACGAAACCGACCCUGACCCUGAGGUCUGUAAUGACAACAGUAAUGACGACGCUUUAAUCGACUCUGUGCUCCACGUGGAACAGAAAGAACAGAUCCGGGAGGAGAAAACGAUGCCAGGAGAUAUGUUUCCCAUGGAAACGCUUCCUGGAUUCCCUGAAAGCAUUACAGCCAAUCACAUGCCUCAGGCUCAUGCGGAUGGACAGGUGGAGAGCAGGUGCAGCCGAAGGAGGGACGAGGAAAAAAGGGAAAACCUGGACACUCAGCUGAGAGACUGCGAGGUCUCUCAGAAGAAGAGAGUGGAGGAGUCUGAGCUCACAGUGUCCACCUCCAACACCAAAACGAAGAAAAGCUCAGGAAAGAAUCGCAGGAAGCCUGUGGAAUCCGGCCCGGGGCUUCCGGAUAGCAGCACUAUGAUGAUGACGGCGAUCGAGAGGGAACCCGAGUACAGAGAACCUCGUAACACAGCUCGAACCCGUAACCACUCGGCCAGCGUGAAGCUGGAGAUCCCCAAAACGGUUGCAGCGGUGGACAGCCCUCUUAAACAUAAUGGCGUGUGCUCGGCCAGGCCUCGGCGGAAGGCCCCGGAGCGACGACUUCAGUGGGAGUCGGUCGAUUCGGGCAGCUCAUCGGGUAGCGUCAGGGCCAGCAGGGGAUCAUGGGGCAGCUGGAGCAGCGUAGAAGGAGAGAAAGACCCCAGCAGAGCACGACAGAGAGAUCCAGUACAGUACAACAUUUACACGUCCGACCGUGAUUGUUACCCGCCACCACACUGCACCUUUAAAACUCAAAGCAUGAACAAUCUGUACGUGAACCCUGAACCUCCUGCUCUCUCACAAAGCUUCGCUGACAUAGCUGCAGGUUUGGACAGAAGCUCAGAAACGGGCGGUGCAUACAUGCCAGAGGAGACAUGGUCCGCUCCUUCUGUUCCUCUCACCAAUGGUUUCAGGUACAACAUGCCGGAACCACGCAGCGCCUACAAUCAGAACUCCAACUCCAACCCCUUUACUGGUUUCCUGUGGAAUAACACAGUCAGUCAAUGCAGCAACCCGUAUUCUUCUUAUUGCCCCCCAAAUAACUACAGGCUACCAGGGAAUGGAAAUUACCAAAACAGCUUCCCGUGCCGUGAAACUCAAACGCAGGCCGGGUGGAGUAAGGAAACACCACAUGAGGCCACUUCAUCUUGGGACAUGACCAGCUGCGUGGGCAGCAAGCCAUAUUUCUCAGGCACUCGGAGUCUAUCACCCAUCUCCUCCAGUCUCUUCGGCUCAAUCUGGACUCCUCAGAGCGAGCCGUAUCAAAGAAACUUUCACGCCGAACGCUCCGUGCCCACCUCUCCGGUGUCUCCCUUCACUCCAGAGCCACAUUCCUCUAAGCACUUCUCCGGCUUCAACCCGUUUGGCCCCCACAUGAACCUGGACAUCUGGAACAACUCGGCCUCGAACCGCAGCUCCAACUCUCAACUCUCCAACGACUCUGGAUACUGCGCAGACGCUUGACCGAGCAGGCCCGGAACUCCGCCCACUGCAUAAGGGAAACGCCGAAUACGAAUUAUAAGAAUGGGGUUUUAUUGAUGACGGAGGAAAAAAUGUGAAUGUUCUGUUCUGAUUUCUGUUCCAUUUUUUCCUCGACAGGAUUCUGUUUGUGCAAAAUUUAAGCUUUUCGUUGUAUAUUUUUCUAGAUGUUUUGCAAACUUGACCAUGAAAAAUAAAAAAAAGGUUUUGUA